CACAGAGCGACAGCGUUGGGCGGCGGGGUCGGAAGAUGGAGCUUGAAGGCGGCAUGGCGGCUGUCGGCCAGGAGGAGGAGGAGGAGGAGGAGGCGGCGGCGGCGAAGAAGAGGGCGAGGCCGAGCGAGGAGGUCGAUGGCGAGUGCCAAAGCGAUGGUGUUCCGGAAGCACCUUCCGCGGAGCACGGGAAGCCGGCGGACGGCGUCUCCUCUGUCAUCCCCGGGUGGUUCUCAGAGAUAAGCCCACUGUGGCCAGGAGAGGCUCACUCUCUAAAGGUGGAAAAGGUACUGUUUCAAGGAAAGUCAGAUUACCAAAAUGUGAUGGUAUUUCAGUCGUCCACAUACGGCAGAGUGCUUGUUUUGGAUGGAGUGAUUCAAGUAACAGAAAGGGAUGAAUGUGCCUACCAAGAAAUGAUUACUCAUCUUCCACUUUGCUCGAUCCCGAAUCCUAAAAAGGUUUUGGUUAUUGGCGGUGGUGAUGGUGGUGUAUUGCGAGAAGUAUCACGCUACUCUUCUGUGGAGCAAAUAGACAUAUGUGAAAUUGAUAAGAUGGUUGUCGAUGUUUCCAAGCAAUUCUUUCCGCACCUGGCCGUUGGAUACGAAGAUCCUCGUGUUACUCUACACAUUGGUGAUGGAGUUGCAUUUAUCAAAGGUGUUCCUGAAGGUACUUACGAUGCGGUCAUUGUAGACUCAUCCGAUCCAAUAGGUCCAGCUCAAGAACUUUUCGAGAAGCCUUUCUUUGAAUCAAUUGCUAAAGUUCUUCGUCCAGGAGGGGUUUUGUGCACACAAGCAGAGAGCAUAUGGCUUCAUAUGCAGCUCAUCGAAGGCAUCUUAUCUGCCUGUCGUCAAGUCUUUAAGGGCUCUGUGAAUUAUGCUUGGACAACUGUACCUACGUACCCAAGUGGAGUGAUCGGUUUCAUGCUUUGCUCCACCGAGGGGCCACCAGUCGAUUUCCAGCAUCCUGUGAACCACAUUGAUGAGGAUGAGGUUUCCAAGAAAUCUAAAGGACCCUUGAAGUUUUACAAUUCCGAGAUCCAUUCUGCUGCGUUCUGUUUGCCAUCUUUCGCGAAGAGGAUUAUUGGUUCCAAAGCUCACUAAGGUCUCCCCAACGACAUAAAGAUGAGAUGAAAAGGUGCAGGGUGCGGGAACUUCAUACUUUUGAGCUCAUCCAUGUUCUAUAUUAGUUCAAAACUCAUGGAUGCCAUGAGGAAAAAAUUCUAUCGAUUCAGACUAGUCUUUUAUCAUAAUUCAAAGAACACCCAUCUACUCAACAAAUUCUUCUAGAAUGAUUUCUAGUAUCGAAUGAAGAGUUAUUGGUUUUGAAGCAUUAA
This is a messenger RNA of Musa acuminata AAA Group (dessert banana), 1330 nucleotides long. RefSeq names its product spermidine synthase 1-like. Bases 36 to 1097 code for a protein of 353 amino acids. The record is from RefSeq and is a predicted model, not a curated record. Gene Ontology annotation, molecular function: catalytic activity. NCBI's taxonomy places the organism in Eukaryota, Viridiplantae, Streptophyta, Magnoliopsida, Zingiberales, Musaceae. Gene Ontology annotation, biological process: polyamine metabolic process. The transcript has 9 exons.